Molecule: messenger RNA, 2196 nt
Organism: Colletotrichum chrysophilum
Lineage: Eukaryota; Fungi; Ascomycota; Sordariomycetes; Glomerellales; Glomerellaceae
Exons: 2
Coding region: 1-2196 (731 amino acids)
Biological process (GO): positive regulation of gene expression
Source: RefSeq, a predicted model, not a curated record
AUGUCGGCCGCGGAAGAGCAAAGGCCCAACGGGCAUCCACACUCUGACGGCCCGUCUGAUGGGCCCGGCAUCUCUAAUGCGACCGCACCUCUUGAGCAGAGCAGUGAGCCUCGCGUGUCGGCUCAGGCUCCUGAGCAACAGCCGGACGGUCAUGCUCCGAACGGCUAUGCGCCGAAUGGCUCAGCAACCGACAGCCCGACGACGAACGGCCAUCUACCGAAUGGCACUUCGGACGCGACAGACGCCAACGGCCAUGCGGCAAAUGGCACCGCAUUGGACGGCACGUCUCUGGAAGCAGCCGGACCGUCUGCAAUAGCUACUGAGGGCAAUGACCCGUCAGCAAACGGUGGGCCCUCAACUCAAGGGGACGGGUUGCCGCGACAGAAGGAGGGGGCUCUCGAGGACAGAAUCGAGAGUAAGCAGAAUCCCAAUGCUGACGGUCAUAAGACCCCCCACGAGAAGCCGCAUCAUCGCUCCAGCAAUCUUAAGGAACUCUAUGCCGAGAGCAAAGAGAAGGUCAAGGACAAGACCCAACCUUCUGGCGGCUUCGACAAGACCCCCCUCCCAGAUGCGCCUCCCGGGUACACCGUGCGAUUCAUCUUCCACAAAGCCUCGAACCUGCCUGCUGCAGACCUGGGCACUAGAUCGUCGGACCCCUACAUCCACGUCACACUCAAGGCAGCUGUCCCCAAGCGCCACAAAGAGGACCCAGACCUGACGCAUCGCACAAAGACGGAGAGAACGACGACCGAGCCCGUGUGGAACGACGAGUGGGUUGUCGCUAACAUUCCUUCCGAUGGUUUCAUCAUCAAGUGCCGGCUCUACGAUGAAGAUUACCCCGACCACGAUGACCGUCUCGGCAAUGUCACUGUCCGCGUCCCGUAUGUGGGAUUGGACUGGAAGGGCUACCCGCAGCCUGGCCAAGAGUUCAUCGCGAAGAAGCGCAUGGGUAGCAAGCGCGCGUACUUCUUCAAGGCCAUCACCAGCCACUUUGACCCUAACGUAGACAUGUCGCCGAGGCUAUGGAUUAGCAUGGAAGUCUUGGGAAAGUCGAAUCCUCCUCACGCGCAGAUGUACACCGUGGGCCCCACGAGCUACUUCAAGCACUUCAGUCCCAUGAUCGGACGCCUCACCGGUGUCAAGGUCAACAGGGAUGAGAACGAGGAUGCUCGGUCCGAUCAACUCUUCGAUGAGGACGAAAACAAGGGCAAAAAGAAGACGACCAAAUACGACUUCCAAUCGAAUGAGAUGCAGCUCUCAGGUCCAGUGCCACCUGAGCUCUACCACCGUUAUGUUGAGUUCAGGCCCAUGAUCGGCCUCAUGUUCGCGAAGAGUGGCUUGCGAGGCAGGAUCCUCAACAAGGCCUUGCACAAGCAACACAACCGUGUCUACAACUUCGACAGCUCGACCGAGUACGGCGUCUUCAAAGCACGAUCCAAGGAGGCAGCUCUCCAGUUCCUCAAGAUGGUCCACUUCGACGAAGGAGGCCGCAUCUUCACAUACGUUUUGACCCUCGACGGCAUGUUCCGCUUCACGGAAACCGGAAAGGAAUUCAGCAUCGACAUGCUUAGCAAGCACACCAUGCACAGCGACGUUGAAACCUACAUCGCCUGCUCAGGCGAGUUCUUCGUCCGCCGGCUCGAAAAGCCGGAUGCCUCGGAGGACCCCGAGCCUAAAGAGAAGACACACCCCUCAGACGAGCUGCCCGGCGGCCCUCCGAAUGGCCACCCCCCGCACAACCCCGCUCACUACCAGCUCACCAUCGACAACGACUCCGGCACCUACCGACCCGACAAGUCCAUCCUCCCGAAGCUCAAGGAGUUCCUCGAGGCCAACUUCCCUGGCAUGGGCAUCGUCGUGAUGCAUUGCGAGGACGAGAAGCUGCAGAAGAUGAAGAAGGAGCAGGUCGAGAUCAAGAAGAAGGAGGGCAGAAUGGUGAACAUGGUGCUCAACCGCAGCCCCAGCUCCAGCUCUCUCAGCUCGGGCGAGAGCGAGUUGGAUUCAAUGGAGGGUGCGGGGGAGCAUGGGCACAAGAGCACCACGCAAAAGGCUCUGGACGCCAUCGAAGACCCCAAGAGUAUCAAGAAGCUUUUCGGGCACGGGCACGAAGGAGGCGAGAGUUCUGCUGCGCCACCUCCUCCUGUGGCAGCGGCACCUCCCGCCCAGACGCAAGCGGCCGUGGCAGCGGCAAAAUAA